Molecule: messenger RNA, 1180 nt
Organism: Bombina bombina (fire-bellied toad)
Lineage: Eukaryota; Metazoa; Chordata; Amphibia; Anura; Bombinatoridae
Gene: ETHE1
Product: ETHE1 persulfide dioxygenase
Exons: 7
Coding region: 67-837 (256 amino acids)
Biological process (GO): glutathione metabolic process; hydrogen sulfide metabolic process
Molecular function (GO): sulfur dioxygenase activity
Source: RefSeq, a predicted model, not a curated record
GGCAAUGCUUUGGUGACUAGUCAGAGGCGCGUGCGCUCACACUAUCCGGGUGACAGGAGUACAGAAAUGCUGGGCACAGUUGCGAGUCGCUUAGCGAUUGGACAGAGUCGGUCAUACGGCACCAUGGCUGCAGCCAGCAAAGGGCUCAUUUUCAGGCAGCUGUUUGAGCCUGUAAGUUGCACAUACACCUACCUACUUGCAGAUAAAGCCACUAAAGAAGCAGUGUUGAUAGACCCUGUGCUGGAAACGGCUAAACGAGAUGCAAAAAUCAUUACAGAUCUUGGCCUCAAAAUGGUCUAUGCAGCAAACACCCACUGCCAUGCUGAUCACAUCACUGGAACUGGGACGCUGAAGAAGUUACUCCCUGGGUGUAAAAGUGUCAUCGCCAAGGACAGUGGUGCCCUCGCUGACAUCCACAUACAGGAGGGAGACCUCAUAAACUUUGGAAACUUUUCUCUGGAGGCUCGUUCUACCCCCGGACACACUGAUGGCUGCCUUACGUAUGUGCUGAACGAUAAAAGUAUGGCGUUCACUGGGGAUGCCUUGCUCAUCAGAGGCUGUGGUCGCACCGACUUCCAGCAAGGUUGCCCCAGCACUCUGUACCAUUCUGUGCACAGCAAGAUCUUCACGCUGCCUGAUAGCUGUUUCCUCUACCCUGCACAUGACUAUACAGGGCAAACUGUGACAACUGUGGAGGAAGAGAAGCGUCUGAACCCACGGCUGACUAAAAGCGAAGCAGAGUUUGUGAAUAUUAUGAAUAACUUGAACCUGCCUAGACCUGCACAGAUAGAUAUUGCUGUACCAGCCAACCUGAAAUGUGGUAUCCAGGACGACUAAUGUCAUUGCAAGAAGACCGUAUAGACUUUUACACAUCUGCCUGUCCUGGACUGUGUUUUGAAAAUUGGAAGAAAUCUGAUUUACUUUGUUUCAAAAGAAAACAAUAAAAUUAAAGAAGUGGGGGAAAUGUGGAAUUUUCUGUCAUUGGAUGGCUUGUUAGCUUUUUGGGGACAUUUUGUGGUAAAAUUACAACAUUACAAUUUAAGUGCUUUUGCACCACUAAUAAUUGUUCAUCUCUUGACAAUAAGCAGCAAUUGAAGAGGAGUAAUGGAGAUAUAUCUGUGUAUUGUAUAUAUUAUAUGUAAAUGAGUAUUUUUAUCAGUAAAAGGCUAAUUUUAAACCA